Messenger RNA from Impatiens glandulifera, 1058 nucleotides. RefSeq names its product 3-oxoacyl-[acyl-carrier-protein] reductase FabG. The transcript has 4 exons. The record is from RefSeq and is a predicted model, not a curated record. NCBI's taxonomy places the organism in Eukaryota, Viridiplantae, Streptophyta, Magnoliopsida, Ericales, Balsaminaceae. Bases 58 to 858 code for a protein of 266 amino acids.
UAUAAAACCCCUUCUUCCCAGUUCCCUUCCUCAAAGGUUGCUUUAGGAUCAUCAACAAUGGAGAAAUAUACAAAAAACGUUCUACUGACCUCCAACGGCGAUGAAAUUUCUGUGAAUAUCGCUCAUCAUCUAGCCAAAAGAGGAUGCAGGCUGGUUUUAAUGGGCGACGAGGGUACGCUGAGAAAAGCAGCGGCGAAGAUAUCCGGCAUGUUGAAUGGAGAAUCGAUGAUUGAAGUUGUUGGAUUAGAUAUGGAAGAUGAGAAAGAAACCGUGUUCGAUGCAGCUGUGGAAAAAGCUUGGAAAUUGCUAGGGAAUCUGGAUUCAUUGGUUCAUAGCUAUUCAUAUGAAGGGAAAAUGCAAGAUCCCCUUAAUCUGAAUGAAGGGGAGUUCAGAAAGAUUGUAAAGAUCAAUUUCAUGGCGGCUUGGUAUCUAAUGAAGGGUGUUGGAAAAAGGAUGAAGGAAGGAAAGAAAGGUGGGUCGAUUGUGUUCUUGACUACUAUACUGGGUGCAGAGAGAGGCUUGUAUCCAGGUUCUGCUGCAUAUGGGGCAUGUCUGGCUGGGGUACAACAACUGACCAGGUCAUGUGCGAUGGAGAUGGGGAAGCACCAGAUAAGGGUGAAUGCGAUUGCUCGCGGUUUGCACAUAGAAGAUGAGUAUCCAAAAUCAGAAGGUAGAGAAAGAGCAGAAAAGUUAACUGCUGAGGUGAAUCCAUUGAAGAGAUGGCUGGAUGUGAAGGAUGAUGUUGCGUCCACUGUUAUUUACUUGAUCAGUGAUGGUUCGAGGUACAUGACUGGAACAAGUAUAUUUGUCGAUGGGGCUCAGUCAUUGGUCAGGCCUCGUAUGCGUUCUUACAUGUGAUUAAAUUUAAAACUGGUCGGUCGGUCGGUCGGUCUCACUCACACACAGUUGACUGUAGUGUGUGUUGUGUGAGAGUGUAGUAACAAAUUCAUUAUCCUUUUUUAUAAUAAGAGACAGACAGACAGACAUCAUGAGAUCUAAUGAUUUUUAUUUUAUACCUUAAACACGAUCAAGCUAUGGCCGCCCAACUAAGAGGCUCU